UGACAACAUGGGCAGAUUAUUGAAAAUCAUACCCAAUAUGGAGCCUUAUCUGACAAAAGCAAUUGUAACUCACAGGCAACAAAAUGAACAAAGACAAGAACAGCUGCAGCAGGCAGAACUCACCUUCAGACACCAGAUCGCAGAUCAUGAGAAGAAUGCUCAGGACAACUGGAUCAAGCCUCAGAUCUGGGAGAGGGAAAUGGCAGAGCAGAGCCAGGAGGUCGCCCGCUUGAAACACAGACUGGAUGGGAUGGAAGGAAAGAGGCUGCUUGAGGGAUACAGGAGGCGGAGACGAAUGCCUGGAAGUCCAGAGACACAGAACCCUCCGAGGAGAGCAGAUCCAGAAACUGAUGCAACCUUUGUGAGUUACAGCAGCUCUGACUGUACGAAGAAUGCAGACAAGGACAAGGACAGUGUGGAUCCAUGGGGACCUCCUCCGUUAACUGGACGAUUCUGCAUGCCCUACCCUAGAGGCGCCCCACCCCCAUGGACCAUUAGGCACAUCCACCUCCUGAACCUUGGCAGCCCUGAACCCCUCCACCUGCAACCCUUGGUGUCUCUCGUGGAGAAGGAUUGGGGCUGUAUGCAGAAAAGCAGGCAUAGCGCUUUAGCAGAUGUGUGCCAUACACAGUCCACGUGCUGGGCCCUGUGAGGCACGAGGCACAGCCUAACGUGUGUCCAUCCAGUUGCACCCCCAGCCAUCCCUCGUUGUUCAGUCAGUGAUGAACACAUCUGAAUCGGGGCUUUUAGGCGUCUUCAUCAAGUUAUAAGGGAUGGUUCUUCAAGUUCUUCUUGGGGAUCACCUGAGGCAGGGCUUUUUGCAGAUCCAGAAGCAGGCGACACUCCCAAGAGUGACAUGAACCCUGGCUCUGCCAAAACUGCCAAGAAGCACAAGGCAUGUCUUUGUGGUAACUUUAGAAGCUAAGCGUGCUUACGGGUGAGGACCUUUUCCAGUGUGUUCCUGGAAUACAUCAAGGAGGAUGACACCACACUCCACUUGGAAGUCUCCUACCUUGCCUCAUUCUUUCUGGACCUCCUCAAUGUGGAAUCAUCUCCUCAGACUUCUCUCACAAUAUCCUGAGGCUUUGCCUGUGUUCCUGCUGGCUCAGCCCUAAUACCAGUUCUCAGUGGGACCUACAGAGAGCCUCAGCUGUGGUAUCGGUGAAAACAGGGGUAAUAUUUGUUUCCAAGAACAUUAUAAAAAGAAGACAUUAAAUACGUAAAGCCUCUGCUAAAUCUCUGGGAAGUGUCCACUCACCCUUCUCACAGUUUCAAUUAAGAUAUCUCCACACAAUGAUCAUUAAAAAAAGAUGGUCAUGGGAGUUUGUUAAACUAAGACUGUUAACACCUCAGCCCAGGGAUUGGGAAUCGCCGUUUUAAACAAUAAGACAAGGUCCCUCAUUUUUCUAUUAAAAUUCGGGCCCUACCAGACAAAGAAAGAAAAGAUCAUUACGAGAAUGUGUACAUUCACAGAUCUAGAUCUGAAGACAAUCAUUUUCCAUUACGUAUAGACUCACAGAUGCAGCCACACGCUAAAGUGUUCAUCUGAGGCCACAAACUACAGAAGACAGAAUGCAUGUAGGAAAACAGAAGAUAAGACGGAAAUAACACUAAAUCUCUUUGCCUUAUAGGACAACUAUUUUGAAAUUUCAAGAGGACUGUGCACGGUGACAGACGACAGUGAUUAUGUAUCUAUUUUAAGAAGGUGUCAGAUCUGCCUGAAUGCUUUCCCUGCCCAUCCUGUCCCCUCCACUUUGUCCUUCCUACUGU
Molecule: messenger RNA, 1770 nt
Organism: Prionailurus viverrinus (fishing cat)
Lineage: Eukaryota; Metazoa; Chordata; Mammalia; Carnivora; Felidae
Product: transport and Golgi organization protein 1 homolog
Exons: 9
Coding region: 8-652 (214 amino acids)
Source: RefSeq, a predicted model, not a curated record